This is a messenger RNA of Peniophora sp. CBMAI 1063, 1305 nucleotides long. The record is from the annotation of a GenBank genome assembly. NCBI's taxonomy places the organism in Eukaryota, Fungi, Basidiomycota, Agaricomycetes, Russulales, Peniophoraceae.
AUGAUCCCGCACGCCUUGGCGCUCCCUCAGAAUCUCCCCGCUGAAGUCCUCUGUUCCGUAUUCGACCACCUCGUCGUUCUCUCCCCAUUCCAGAAUAAGGGUAGAGUGGAACUGGGAUGGAUUCGCGCAACGCACGUCUGUGGACGCUGGAGAUCGGUGGCCCUCGAGUAUCGCUCGCUCUGGACCACUCUUCACACGGAAUACUUCGUAGCGUGGGAUACCUUCCUAGGACGCACGAAUGGACUACCGUUGACUAUCAUUGAAUUCGACGUCCUCAAACGUAUCGACGGUGAUACCCUCAGCAACAAGCUGCUCUCCCUAUUGCCUGCCGCGAAGCGCGUGACUCUGUGGUCCGCACGUUAUAUAACCGCACAGUUCCUGGCAGUGCUAGCCGCGAAUCAUAUUCUAUGCGAACUCCGCCUGGACGUCAUGUCAGGCCAAGUUUUGAGCUCGUCGCCGCUUCCCUCGUUCGGCACGAACUUGUCCUCACUCAAGUUAUGUGGCGUUCUCUACCCAUGGGGUUACCAGGCACCCGGACUUCGCAGACUGGAGGUCGCCAUGCACAACAAUUACUUCCCUGACAUCUCGGAAACAUACAACUCCGUCCUUUCGAACGUAUUGGACACCCUCAAGAACAUGAAGUCUUUGGAAGAGCUUGUUCUCCUCGACGUUAUCCCACCGCCCUUGGGCGCACUGGACGGCCACGAUCGCCUCGCAUUGCCACAUCUUCGGGUUCUCAAGUUUAGGGGCAUUGCAUGCAACUGCGCGGCGCUCUGGUCUCUUUUAGAUCUUCCCCCAGAUACGACUGUCGUCGUCAGCUGCUGCGAUGUGCUCCUACAGACAGCGGACCUUACGCUGAUACUUCAAUGUCUCGGCUCCCGCUUCUCUCAUCCAACGUUGCCGGCGUACCCCGGGAUCUGCAUCGAGGAGUGGGACGAUGACCGUCGUGCGGGCACUCUACGGUUAAGCAUUGGAUCGCAGACCGACUGCCGUGCUGGCUCUCUCACCGUCUCCAACUAUAGCCGCUCCGCACGAUUCGACGGAACAGCCAUCCACCUCGAAAUGCCCUCCAUCCUCGACACGUUGUUCGAUAAUAUCUUUUGCGAGAACUACAGGCAGACCGUCAGGGACUCGUUUUACGAUGUCGCAACACAGUUACUCGCGGUGGUGCCAAAGUCGACUCUCGAAACAAUGGCUGUCGUCGCGUCCAAUCCUUCCAAUAUGAAGCGUGAGGGCAUCUCGAAGCUGCCAGUAGAGGAGUGGGAGCGCCCGUGUUCAAUGAGCGGCUCCAUGAGCCCAUCUUGA